Achroia grisella is the source of this 874-nucleotide messenger RNA. RefSeq lists its product as uncharacterized. The coding region runs from base 131 to 835 and encodes 234 amino acids. Lineage: Eukaryota; Metazoa; Arthropoda; Insecta; Lepidoptera; Pyralidae. The record is from RefSeq and is a predicted model, not a curated record. The transcript has 5 exons.
CGAUAUGCAUCAUAGAAUCAUGAAAUGAAUUUGCUACAAACAAUUUACUGAAGUCACAUGUAUAGACAGAUUCCGUUAUAAAGUGUAUUAUUUCGUUUAAUUCAAAUUUAAAAAGGUGUAAAUCACAGUCAUGUCGUACCCACCACCAUCAGGGCCUCCUCCCCAAUACACGCCGUAUCCUGGUCAACAACCAGCGCCCAGUACAUAUUAUGCAAACCCAGGCUCCGUCACUUAUGUACCAGCACCGGUAUACAUGCCCGUAUAUCCACCUCAAGCGAAUGUCGUGCCUCAACCUCAGCAGCCACCAAACUCCACAUACGUCACAAACAUUUACCAGCAACCCAUACCGGAACCAGUUCAAGUCGUUGAACAUGCUACAGAGGUUAUUGAUUGGGUAUCAGCUACACCAAACUUAAUUGACAGUCUUCGAAGCAGAGCACUAGUGGCAGGAAGAGAAGGCUGGGAUUCUAGCCCACUGUGGGUAAUUAGAGCUCAUCACGGCGGCGAAUUUGUCCCAGGAAAACUCUCCGUCAAAUAUCGUUCCGCUUAUGUACCCCAUACGGGGAGAGAAGUGCCAGUGCACAAUUUUGAGGUGUUAUUGGCUAAAUCCGACGAUGUGCGCUGGCUCCCAUGUGCUGGCGGGAAGGUACCACCCGGAGCCAUAGCUGCUGGCAACACGCAUAGUGGUGAACCACUCUACAUCGCAAGAGUAAAUCAUUCUAACACUGUCACCCCAGGAAAAGUCCAUCCUAGUCAUAAUUGCUGCUAUAUUUCAUUCGGAGGAAAGGAAAUUUCAUACCAAUCGUAUGAAGUUCUGUGCAGAUCGUUCAUCUAAAUAUUAUCAAUUAUUUAUCCUGUAUUUCUUGCCACAUAA